GGGCCGGCGCGGCGCGCAGCGGAGCCGAGCGGAGCGGGGGGCCGGGGCGGAGGAUGGCGGGGGCCACCACCAUCGAGGCGGUGAAGCGCAAGAUCCAGGUGCUGCAGCAGCAGGCGGACGAUGCCGAGGAGCGGGCCGACCGCCUGCAGCGGGAGGUGGAGGCCGAGCGCCGCAACCGCGAGCAGGCUGAGGCAGAAGUGGCAUCUUUGAAUCGCCGUAUCCAGCUGGUAGAGGAGGAGUUAGACCGAGCCCAGGAGCGCCUUGCCACAGCUCUGCAGAAGCUGGAAGAGGCAGAGAAGGCUGCAGAUGAAAGUGAAAGAGGCAUGAAAGUCAUUGAAAACAGAGCUCUGAAGGAUGAGGAGAAGAUGGAACUGCAGGAGAUCCAGCUCAAGGAAGCCAAGCACAUUGCAGAGGAGGCGGACAGGAAGUAUGAGGAGGUUGCUCGGAAACUGGUGAUCAUAGAAGGAGAUCUGGAGCGUACUGAAGAGAGAGCUGAGCUUGCAGAGUCUCGUUGCCGGGAGCUGCAGGAGCAGAUCAGAGUGAUGGACCAGAACUUGAAGUGUCUGUCUGUUGCCGAAGAAAAGUACUCUCAAAAAGAGGAUAAAUAUGAAGAAGAGAUCAAGAUCCUGACUGAUAAACUCAAAGAGGCGGAGACCCGUGCUGAAUUCGCUGAACGGUCUGUAGCCAAGCUGGAGAAGACCAUUGAUGAUUUGGAAGAUGAGCUCUAUGCCCAGAAACUGAAGUACAAAGCAAUUAGUGAGGAACUGGACCACGCCCUGAAUGACAUGACUUCCAUAUAAACUGAAAUCCACCAAAGAGGAACAUCUCUGCACACAAAGAAUGCUGGACCAGACCCUGCUAGACCUGAACGAGAUGUAAUGGAUCCCUGCCACUGCCUCUGCCACACGAUGCCUGGGGGGGCCAGCCCAGCUGCUGCUGACCUCUAACCCUUGGGGACCAGAGUUUACUUUCUGUUGCCAACUUGACCAAACACAAAUCUUUUGCCUCGGGGUUAAAGGCCAUCAGGUUGGGCAGAGCUUCAAACAGCGUUAUUAAGGGAAAUAAACAAUGCAAUAAUGUUUGGGGAGCAUGUUUGAGAUGUAUACAUUUUGUAACUACCUUUUUUUUUGUAGCAACCAUUGUAAACAUUCCAAAUAACUUGUGAGGCUGGUGAGCUACACUUCAACGCUCUUGGCUUUAAAAUUUGGUAGUAACCUUCUGUUAAUCAGCUCUGGGUCACCCUGCUUUGGCAGGGGAGGAAAGAGGGUGGGAUGGUUCCUAGCGGUGGGCCACUGACUUAGAGUAGCGGGGCUAGGGAUGGGAGCCUGCUGGGAAAACUUCCUUUCCAGGAGCUGUUUGUCAAAAGAGCAGUUGUUUCUCAGCUUUAAGGUAACUCUGUGUUGUGGAGAAGCAACUUGGGCAAAAGAUUUUCUUUUUCUGUUUUUAAAGCCAAGCCUGUUAUCUGAACAAUUGAACCUUCACAGGGGUUGUGUCCCAUCUUCCCCACCGCUGCCAGUGGCUGCUUCCUUUCCUGUUAGGCUUAGAGAAGCCAUGGCCCCUCUAACCUAUUGCUACACAGGGGUUGAAUUUUUCUUCACUAAGUGCUGAUGCACCAAGCUUUAUCACUUGUUGCUGGGUUACACUUAACAGCUUAAGUACAACAGCCUUGUUUUCUUGGAAGUUUUUUUUUUUCGCCUACCCUGAGGGAGGGAACCGAGGCCUUCCCUCCUGGCCAGGAGUGCUCUUAGUGUCUUAAGGUACAAGCCAUCUUGCUGUGCACUGCUGACGUGUAGUUGUUGUGAGGCGUGAGUGUGGAGACGUGUCAAGCUUGCGGCGUGUAGCUUGUGGUUUGAGCAUGCUGCUUGGUCGUAGCAGUUUUAGGGGCCAACCUAGAGGAAAAAAACCCUACCAAGUGUUUUGAUACUAUAUUGAAAAAUUGUCUUACUGUCUUUUGAAAUAAAAACAACUUCCCCCCA
Phalacrocorax carbo (great cormorant) is the source of this 1976-nucleotide messenger RNA. NCBI's taxonomy places the organism in Eukaryota, Metazoa, Chordata, Aves, Suliformes, Phalacrocoracidae. The record is from RefSeq and is a predicted model, not a curated record.